This is a messenger RNA of Glycine soja, 1397 nucleotides long. RefSeq names its product formimidoyltransferase-cyclodeaminase-like. The transcript has 3 exons. Gene Ontology annotation, molecular function: folic acid binding; transferase activity. The record is from RefSeq and is a predicted model, not a curated record. The coding region runs from base 106 to 1002 and encodes 298 amino acids. NCBI's taxonomy places the organism in Eukaryota, Viridiplantae, Streptophyta, Magnoliopsida, Fabales, Fabaceae.
GAAAAUUCUUUGGUUUAUAAUUGCCUGAGCUGAGACUCGAGGUUCCUCUGUUUCGUCCCCAGGCUUGAACUGAAAACAGGUUGUGAUUGUAAUUUGUAAAGAAACAUGCUGAAGUCCAUAGUGGGUUGCUGCAAGGUGUACAUAUCAGAGAGCAGAAACAGAACUGCAUUGGAAUCAAUAGAACGAGCUUCCAAGCUCUUCCCUUUGGCUCCAAUAAUCAACAAGUUCGAGGAUGUGACCUACAACAGAGUUGGUUACACCCUUGUCUCUGAAUUGGGUCAUUCAGGGCCAUGCCACUUGGCAAAUUCUGUGUUGGCAAUGGUGAAGGCUGCAUUUGACACCAUUGACUUUGAGGUGCACUCUGGAACUCAUCCUCGACUUGGUGUUGUGGACCACAUUUGUUUUCACCCCUUGCUUGAUGCUUCCUUGGAUCAAGCAGCUAACGCUGCUAGGUGUUUAGCCACAGACAUGGGUUCUACUCUGCAAGUUCCCACUUAUCUAUAUGGAGCAGCACAUGAAGAGGGGAGGACACUUGACUCAAUCAGAAGAAUAUUUGGUUAUUUUAAACCGAAUUCCAGCGAAAACCAGUGGAUUGGGGGGCUGAAAUCAGACACUUUGCCACUGAAUCCUGAUAGUGGUCCAUCUCAAGUUACUCCAGCAAAAGGUGUUGUGGUCAUUGGAGCAACCAAUUGGGUUGAUAACUACAAUGUCCCUCUAUUAUCUUCUGAUAUUAGCGCUGUUCAGAGAAUUGCAAAACGGGUUAGUGGAAGAGGUGGUGGACUUCCUUCUGUGCAGGCCAUGGCACUUGCACAUGGUGAAGGUGUCAUUGAGGUAGCUUGUAAUUUGUUGGAUCCAAAUAAAGUUGGUGGUGAAAGAGUACAACAAGAGGUUGAGAACCUGGCAAGGGAAGAAGGUAUUUCUGUGGAGAGGGGAUACUACACAGACUUUUCACAGGAUCAAAUCAUUUCAAGUUACUUGGAGUUCUUUGAAGAGAAAAUUUGAGGUCAUACUGUCAUAGUGCCUUGGUUUACUGCAUAUAGAAUUAUUCUCAGCGGGGAAAUUUACUUUCUCGUGCACUAUCUGCUAGUGAAUUUUCCUUCUCAAGGCAAAGUUAAUUUGGCAUUUCCUUGAAAUUAAGCUGGAAAAAAAAUCCAAGGAUGAAUUUUUCAUGUAAGGGGUCAUUCUUAAAUUUUUACAUUCGUUUUCAAGAGAUUAAACUGACCCUAAUAGAUGUCAUUCUAGCUUCUGACUUGCCUCCCAGUUCUGCUUAUCCUUCUAAUGAACAAUGUUCUGUAUAUUUUAGUUUGGUGGUUUACAUGCAACAUCUUAAAGUUUUCUUUAAUGGGAAAUAGUAUGAGAAACAACGGGAGUGGGCCGUGGUGGGUUUGAACUUUAAA